AUGAUCUGGAGAUUGGUGGUCCUCGGUGGGUUGUGCGUCCUUCUCCUGGGUGCUGAAGGCAGCAGCUGCGGGGGGAAGACGGUGACUUUCCACCGGACUCAGCAGGAUGAGAGCCAGGGCCAAGGGCACGCACGCCCGAGGAGGGGCAGCUCCUCUGGCACCCCAAGGCCUUUCUACCGUCCUCCUUUCACCUCCUGUCGGACCCCCCUCACCCCUGACGAGCACAAGGUUCUGGAUGACAAUACGCAUGAGACAGGGUUUAAUGGUGAUGAUGGCUCCUAUGUGAUUCUUACAUGGGUGGGCGAUGGUACAGGGCAGGAGGCUCCUCACGACUUUACCGAAGAUUAUGCAAAAUCCUUUCAUGACAUUUCCCAUCGGAUCAACCACACCUUCAUAAGGGAGGAGUUUGGAGUCAGUGUUGGACCUGGAAGCUCUGUGAUACUGACAGCAGAUAUACCGGUGGUGGAUCACCCAGGAGGGAUCAUCUUCACCUCCACAGAUGCCGGAGCGACCUUCAAGUUCAUCCAACUGCCUUUCCACCUUGCUCAGCCAAUCACGUACCACUUCCUCAACCCUGACUACCUGGUGGCCCUCAGCAUUGACGGCGGUCUGUGGCUCUCUCUGGACUUUGGUGCCAAGUGGACAAAAGUUCAUGAUGGAGUGCAUUCUUUCUCAUGGGGUGCUGGCAUUAAUCUGUUCUUCAGCUUCAGUAGAGCAGACACAGUUGAGGCAGAUGAGAGGGGGGAUCUCGUGCUGAAGAGGACACAAGAUCUGGGGAAGACCUUCACCACAAUCCAUGAAGACAUCUACAGUUUUGGCUACAUCGGAGCCUUUCUCUUCUUCUCUGUGAUGGAGGACUCGAGAUCCCCUCGUGUCAUGUACUUCUCAUCAGACCAAGGAGAAACCUUCAGUCGGGCACUACUCCCCGCAGCCUCCACUGAGCAGUUCUACUCCAUCCUGGAUGGAGAUGUAGAUAUGCUCUUCAUGCACGUUGACAACCCCGGAGACACCUUCUUUGGAACCAUGUACACAUCAGAUGAUCGCGGUAUAUUAUUCUCUAAAUCACUGGAGCGCCACCUGUUCGAUGGGCACAGGAAGAGUGAUUUCACCAACAUCACGUCACUGAGAGGAGUCUACCUCACGAAUAAACUAGACAAAGAUGGCCGUAUAAGAUCUGUCAUUUCCUUCAAUAGAGGAGGGAUGUGGAGGCAGCUUAACAAACCUGAGAAUGUGGAAUGUGAAGAGCAAAUCAAGAAUUGUCACCUUCACAUUCAUGGAGAGCACAGUCGUAACAACCGCAUCGUUCCCAUGCUGGCUCUGUCAGAGCCCACUGCCAUCGGUCUGGUUAUCGCUCAUGGUACCGUGGGUGACUCUCUGUCAUCGUCGCAGCACCCUGAUGUGUUUGUCUCUUCAGACGGGGGUUAUAACUGGAGGGGCACACUGAGGGGUCCUCACCACUACAGCAUAUUGGACUCAGGGGGUCUCAUUGUUGCUGUGGAGACUCAGCGUGAAGGACAAGUCAAGACUAUCAAGUUCUCUACAGACGAAGGUCAGUGCUGGAAGUCGUAUAACUUCACCGAUCAGCCCUUCUUCUUCGCAGGCCUGGCGUCUGAGCCGGGUACUAAGGCCAUGAAUGUCAGCGUGUGGGGGUUCAGGCCUGAAGAGGACAGCCAGCCCAUGUGGGUUGCUGUCACCAUCGAUUUUCAGAGCCUCAUUACAAGAGAGUGUAAUGACCAGGACUAUGAAGAGUGGUUGGCUCAUGCUACAUAUGAAGGAGAUUUGAAAAGAAGGGGUUGUCUCCUGGGUGUCAAAGAGACCUACAGGAGGCUAAAGAAGCAAUCUGUGUGCAGAAAUGGCAGAGGUUUUGUGGUGAGCAAGAAGCAAAGCCCCUGCCUGUGCACCAGAGAAGAUUACGUAUGCGACUACGGCUACUAUCGCCAUGUGAACACAUCAGAGUGUGUGAGACAGAACGCUGCAAACAAAACCUUGGAGCUCUGUCUGAAUGGGGAGGAGGACGAGCUUCUGACAGCUGGGUACCGUAAGGUCCCGAGUGAUAGGUGUGAGGGGGGAUUCAACCUCCAGCUCGCAGUGCAAACAGUCAUCAGACCCUGUGGGGUUAAACCAAGCCCCGGACCACCACCUGCCAAGUCCUCUUCUCCAAUCAGACACUUUGACACACCACGGGAGAGGCUAGUUUUGAUCCUGGUGUGUGCUGGAGCAGGAGCCAUCGUGUUGGUAGCUAUCGUCUCUGCCAUCAUCGCUGUCAAAAGGGUGGUUCAAAGAAACAGUUCCCCAGUAUACCGUUUCUCCAACCUAAGGAUUCAGGAUGAAGAUAACAGCAACACUGCUGACCUUGAAAGCGCCACCAGCAGCAAUGGCACAGUCUGCCAGCAGGACUCAGACGAUGAUCUUAUUGAAUGACACGUGACCUAUCGCCAUGGAUUUAAUGAACGUUUCAAAUAACUCCAGCAGAUGUAAAAAAGACCAGAAAAGGUCUUUUGGACUAAUGUUUUGCUGGUAGCACUCACUGUGGAGAGUUCUGAGGAUUACAGUACAAGCAUGAGAAUGUCUUUAUUUCUUGAGCUUGCGCCAUUUCACAGUUUUAUUACUCACUCUUUGAUUUGUACAGUCUUCUUUUUUUAAUUGUGAUUUCAUUAUCUAUUUGCACCACCUUUUUACUUUCUCUUUUAAUGUGAAUACAAAUGAGUAAUCCUAAAAAUGUGCAUUUAUUUUAAAAAACACUACAUCAUAUUAUCAUGUGUUUCUUUCAGUUUAAAAUAUAUCACGGUGAUUCUUAAAUGUACAAUAAACCUCUGGGUCAAUCAAUCAGAGGACACUGGAGGCGCUGUAACGCCUCUCAUACUUUUCCGAAUGGACAGGGAAGAAGAAAAAGCAGGACGUCAGUGUUAUGGAAACAAAGAUCUGUUAUUAAUAUGAUGUAUCACUCGCAAAAACCUGCCCACUCUUACAGUGCGUCAGAAAGAUGCAGCGAAAUGACUCGUACAGUAGAUGUUUGGCCAAACAGACCACUAUUCAUGCAUUGUAUCAUCCGCAUGAGCGUAUGCAGUAAGGGAUAAAUUCACACCAAAAAUACAUCAGAGCAAAAUCUUUGUGCCUCACACAGACCACAUCAGCAAACACAUUUACUCAAUAAAAGUGACACCAUGUAAGCUGUCUUUAAGAACCAAUUAUGCUAAGGACAGGUUCCCAUAUUCCCUUAGUGCUUGCUUAAAGUACUAUCCUAUCCUUCUAAUAAAUAAUUCAAAUUGAUUUAUUCUUCAAAAACUGUGGUCAGGUGUUAACAAUAACAAAUAAAAUACAAAACUAACUGAAUAAAAGAUUAAACCACACCUAGUAUCCACCUUGAAUGGAAGAGACAUUGUGGUAAUGCAUGUUUGGCUUUAUUACAAUAUUAUCUGGUAUUUACUAAUGCAACAUUUCAUUUAAAUAUAAUGUAUUCUAAAUAACUUUUAAAAAGUGCUUUUAGAUUCUGCUCAGAGGUAGAAAACAAACACAAGAACCUACAGAACUGCCUGUUUGUUCGUCUUGAGUUUCUCCAACAGAGUGAAGCAUCUUACUGCCUCUCGUCCCUCUAACAUCUCAGCUGUCAUUACACCGAAUCACUGUUAUCAGUUUUGGUGAACUGCGCCGAGUAUUCGUGGUUACUGUGGCAAUUGCGCAGGUUGUUUGGUGUGUAACAAACUGAAUGAAGACAAAGAUGGUCAGGGCGGGUGGUAUUUUGAAGAUUGCAGCGCUCAUAUUUGCAUUCCUGCUAGCUGUCUUUCUGGUUUUUCAACUGCUGGAGAUAAACAUGGAGUUGAAUCUGAGCAGUGUGAUCUCGAGAUCUAUGCCUGUGAAUGAAGCAU
This is a messenger RNA of Eleginops maclovinus (Patagonian blennie), 3866 nucleotides long. RefSeq names its product sortilin. Gene Ontology annotation, cellular component: Golgi apparatus; membrane. Gene Ontology annotation, biological process: vesicle organization; Golgi to endosome transport; endocytosis. Lineage: Eukaryota; Metazoa; Chordata; Actinopteri; Perciformes; Eleginopidae. The coding region runs from base 1 to 2421 and encodes 806 amino acids. The record is from RefSeq and is a predicted model, not a curated record. Gene Ontology annotation, molecular function: protein binding. The transcript is spliced from 24 exons.